Messenger RNA from Neopsephotus bourkii (Bourke's parrot), 11329 nucleotides. It is a transcript of the gene CACNA1E, whose product is annotated as calcium voltage-gated channel subunit alpha1 E. The record is from RefSeq and is a predicted model, not a curated record. Gene Ontology annotation, biological process: chemical synaptic transmission; calcium ion import across plasma membrane. Bases 209 to 7531 code for a protein of 2440 amino acids. The transcript is spliced from 50 exons. Lineage: Eukaryota; Metazoa; Chordata; Aves; Psittaciformes; Psittacidae. Gene Ontology annotation, molecular function: high voltage-gated calcium channel activity; calcium ion binding. Gene Ontology annotation, cellular component: neuronal cell body; membrane; voltage-gated calcium channel complex.
CUUCUCCUCCUCGCCUUGAGCGAUUCGGUCUCAGAGAACACCUCCUCCCCUCCCUUCUCGGCGGCUUUUGUCUCACCCCAGCCGCCGGGGAUGCGCUGAGCUUCGGGCGCACGUUGCGCCGCCGCGUCGGGGAAGGAGGACGGGGGAAAGGAGCCGGCGGCAGCCAGCUAAGAGAGAGUGAUGAGCUACAACAGCAACAGCACCAAAGAUGCUGGGAUUCGGCACAUGCUCCGUCAGCGCCCCAGCGCCGGGCAGGGGGGCUGAGCUGGACACUGCCUCCCCCCGCUACAUCCUGGCCCUGCCCGAGGAGGAGACAUGGCACAAGCACCGGCUCGGCCUGAUGCAAACCACCCAGUCCUGCAACCUGCUGGAGCCCGAGAGCCUGGCCGAGGCCCUGGUCUCACGCGCCGCCAGCUUCGAUGCCCUCUAUGACCCCCGGUCCCGGGAUGCUGAUGCCGGCACAGAGACUGGCAGCACCUUCGACCUGGGGCUCGGCCAGUAUGUCCCCGUGAGCCCGGAUGUGAUCAAGCGCCGACGGGGUGGGUUGAUUGAGCAGAGGGACAUUAUCAAGGCGCAUGAGGCGCACAAGAUGCAGAGCACGCCGCAGGCGCGGAGGAAGGAGUGGGAGAUGGCUUGUUUUGGGGAGGCGGUGGCCGGCAGGCUGGGCUCCGGAGAUGGGGGCUCCGACCAGAACCGGAGCCGGCAAGGAGCUUCUGCCCCUGCGGGAGGCUCUCCAGGAGGCUUCAAGCAAACCAAAGCGCAAAGAGCCCGGACUAUGGCUCUGUAUAACCCCAUUCCUGUCCGGCAGAACUGCUUCACUGUCAACAGAUCGCUCUUCCUCUUUGGAGAAGAGAACAUAGUCAGGAAAUAUGCCAAGAAGCUCAUCGACUGGCCUCCCUUUGAAUACAUGAUCCUGGCAACCAUCAUUGCCAACUGCAUCGUGCUAGCCCUCGAGCAGCACCUCCCCGAGGAUGACAAGACACCCAUGUCACGGAGAUUAGAGAAGACGGAGCCCUACUUCAUCGGUAUUUUCUGCUUCGAGGCUGGGAUUAAGAUUGUGGCCCUGGGGUUCGUUUUCCACAAGGGCUCAUACCUGCGCAAUGGCUGGAAUGUCAUGGACUUCAUCGUAGUCCUCAGCGGCAUCCUCGCCACCGCUGGGACACACUUCAACACCCAUGUGGACCUGCGGACGCUGCGGGCCGUGCGCGUGCUCAGACCUCUGAAGCUCGUCUCGGGCAUUCCCAGCCUGCAGAUUGUUCUGAAAUCCAUCAUGAAGGCCAUGGUGCCUCUCCUCCAGAUUGGCUUGCUGCUCUUUUUUGCUAUCCUCAUGUUUGCCAUCAUUGGUCUGGAAUUCUACAGUGGGAAGCUGCACCGAGCCUGCUACACAAACAAUUCAGGUGAACUAGAGGAGUUGGACCCCCCCCAUCCAUGCGGGGUGCAGGGUUGCCCCCCAGGCUAUGAAUGCCGGGAGUGGAUAGGACCUAAUGACGGGAUCACGCAGUUUGACAACAUCCUCUUUGCUGUGUUGACCGUCUUCCAGUGCAUCACCAUGGAAGGGUGGACCACAGUCCUGUACAAUACCAACGAUGCCUUAGGAGCCACCUGGAACUGGCUGUACUUCAUUCCCCUCAUCAUCAUUGGAUCCUUCUUUGUCCUGAACCUUGUCCUGGGAGUGCUGUCGGGGGAGUUUGCCAAAGAGCGUGAAAGAGUGGAGAACCGCCGAGCCUUCAUGAAGCUCCGGCGCCAGCAGCAGAUCGAGCGGGAGCUCAAUGGUUAUCGGGCCUGGAUAGACAAAGCGGAGGAAGUCAUGCUGGCUGAAGAAAACAAAAAUUCUGGGACCUCAGCCUUGGAAGUGCUCAGGCGAGCGACCAUCAAAAGGAACCGGACAGAUGCCAUGAACCGUGGCUCGAGUGAUGAACACUGUGUUGAUAUCUCCUCUGUAGGCGAGCGGAGGCUGGCACAAAGAAGACCUCUUCAUCCAACCUUGGGUAACCCCUUGAGUCAUUCUGGUCUCAAAGGCGCCAGAGUGGACGGUGCCUCCUACUUACGGCACAAGGAGCGACUCCUGCGCAUCUCUGUUCGCCACAUGGUGAAAUCCCAGGUCUUCUACUGGAUCGUCUUGAGCCUGGUGGCUCUCAACACUGCCUGUGUGGCCAUCGUCCAUCACAACCAGCCAGCCUGGCUCACCCACUUCCUCUACUAUGCAGAGUUCCUGUUUCUUGGUCUCUUCCUCCUGGAGAUGUCAUUAAAGAUGUACGGGAUGGGGCCACGCCUUUACUUCCAUUCUUCCUUCAACUGCUUUGACUGUGGGGUCACGGUGGGAAGCAUCUUCGAAGUGGUUUGGGCUAUCUUCAGACCAGGAACCUCUUUUGGGAUCAGUGUCUUGCGAGCCCUUCGUCUCCUGCGAAUAUUUAAAAUAACCAAGUAUUGGGCAUCCCUGAGGAAUUUGGUGGUCUCACUGAUGAGCUCCAUGAAGUCUAUUAUCAGCCUUCUCUUUCUCCUCUUCCUCUUCAUUGUAGUCUUUGCCCUGCUGGGAAUGCAGCUGUUUGGAGGCAGGUUUAACUUCAUUGAUGGGACGCCAUCAGCCAACUUUGACACUUUCCCUGCUGCCAUCAUGACAGUUUUUCAGAUACUGACGGGUGAGGACUGGAACGAGGUGAUGUACAAUGGCAUCCGCUCCCAGGGAGGUGUUCGCUCAGGCAUGUGGUCCUCCAUCUAUUUCAUCGUCCUCACCUUGUUUGGAAACUAUACUCUGCUGAACGUGUUCUUGGCCAUUGCAGUGGACAAUCUGGCCAACGCUCAGGAGCUCACCAAGGAUGAGCAGGAGGAAGAGGAGGCAUUUAACCAGAAGCACGCCCUUCAGAAAGCCAAAGAAGUCAGCCCCAUGUCUGCUCCAAACAUGCCUGCUAUCGAAAGAGACAGGCGAAGGAGACACCACAUGUCGAUGUGGGAGCCACGCAGCAGCCACCUGAGGGAGCGUCGCCGGCGGCACCACAUGUCAGUGUGGGAGCAGCGCACCAGCCAGCUGCGCCGGCACAUGCAGAUGUCCAGCCAGGAGGGCAUCAACAAGGAUGAGCCACCUCUCAUCAACCCCCAUGCCAGCAUCUUCCGUAGGAAGAAACCAGGGGAUGGCAUCACCCUGGAGAAACGUGCCGAGGAGCAGAGCGGCAAGGCUGAGCGGCCGCUGGUUGAGGCACCUGAGCAGCCGGCCCCAGGAGCCAACCCCUGCGGUGGUGAGGACAGGAGGAGCCCAUCGCCCCGGGCCAAGCGAGACAAGGAGCUCUGGCACCAGAAAUCAUGCCAUGGGAACUGUGAGCUGGGCGAGCAGGACGGGGCAGGAAGUGGCAUCGAGGACAGGGCCAGGAUGAGGCAGAGUCAGCGGCGCAGCCGGCACCGCAGAGCCCGGAUGGAAGGGAAGGAGCCAGCUGGCACCCUGGGGAGCCGCUCAGCCAGCCAGGAGAUGAGUCUGGAGGAGGUCAGCCCCACGGAAGGGGUGCAGGAUGGGGACCAAUGCAGGGACAUGGUUGCAGCAGAAGCGCUGAUUCAGGGGGAGACAGCAGCAAGCGGGGAGCUCUUCAGGACAAACGGAGUCUCUGCCAGUGAUGCCAAGCUAGUUGGGACCACUGAGGCGGGGGCCCCCCUGCAGGUGGCACCUGAGCCCUCCCGGGGGAAGAUGGGCAGCCUGAUGGAGCAGGACUGCAGCAGCCCAGACACCAGUGAGCAAGCACUGCUGGAGGCCAGCCGCACUGUCAGCCGGAGUGAGCCCGACCUCUCCUCCAUCACCCCCACCACUGAGAAAGCCACGGAGAGCACCGCCAUCAUGAUCGAUGUCCACGACUCCACUGUGGUACAGAUUAGCAACAAGACAGAUGGUGAAGCCAGCCCCUUAAAGGAGGCUGAGACCAAAGAGGAUGAGGAGGAGAUGGAGAAGAAGAAGCGGAAGAAGGACAAAAGUGAGACGGGCAAAGCAAUGGUGCCACACAGCUCCAUGUUCAUCUUCAGCACCACCAACCCGGUGCGGAGGGCUUGCCACUACAUCGUGAACUUGCGCUACUUCGAGAUGUGCAUCCUCCUGGUGAUCGCCGCCAGCAGCAUUGCCCUUGCAGCAGAGGAUCCUGUCCUCACCAACUCCGACCGCAACAAAGUCCUGAGGUAUUUUGACUAUGUCUUCACCGGCGUUUUCACUUUCGAGAUGGUUAUCAAGAUGAUUGAUCAGGGCUUGAUCCUGCAGGAUGGCUCCUACUUCCGAGACCUCUGGAACAUCCUGGAUUUCAUCGUUGUGGUGGGAGCACUGGUGGCUUUUGCCUUAGCGAAUGCUUUGGGGACCAACAAGGGCCGGGAUAUCAAGACCAUCAAGUCUCUCCGUGUGCUACGAGUCUUGAGGCCCUUGAAAACCAUCAAGCGACUGCCCAAGCUGAAGGCUGUCUUUGACUGCGUCGUGACCUCUCUCAAGAAUGUCUUCAAUAUCCUCAUCGUCUACAAGCUCUUCAUGUUCAUCUUUGCUGUCAUUGCUGUUCAGCUCUUCAAGGGGAAGUUUUUCUACUGCACUGACAGCUCUAAGGACACGGAGAAGGACUGCAUAGGGAACUAUGUGGACCAUGAGAAGAACAAGAUGGAGGUGAAGUGCCGGGAAUGGAAGCGCCAUGAGUUUCACUAUGACAAUAUAAUCUGGGCUUUGCUCACUCUCUUCACAGUCUCCACUGGCGAGGGUUGGCCCCAGGUGCUGCAGCAUUCAGUGGAUGUGACGGAGGAGGACCGUGGGCCCAGCCGCAGCAACCGCAUGGAGAUGUCCAUUUUUUAUGUCGUCUAUUUUGUGGUCUUCCCUUUCUUCUUCGUCAACAUUUUUGUGGCUCUCAUCAUCAUUACAUUCCAAGAGCAGGGAGACAAAAUGAUGGAGGAGUGCAGUCUGGAGAAGAAUGAGAGAGCCUGUAUUGACUUUGCCAUCAGUGCCAAACCCCUCACACGGUACAUGCCCCAGAACCGGCACACCUUCCAGUACCGGGUCUGGCACUUUGUGGUCUCCCCGUCCUUCGAGUACACCAUCAUGGCCAUGAUAGCGUUGAACACUGUGGUGCUGAUGAUGAAGUACUACUCUGCUCCAUACACCUAUGAGCUGGCCCUGAAGUACCUGAACAUUGCAUUCACCAUGGUGUUCUCCUUAGAGUGUGUCCUCAAGAUCAUAGCUUUCGGCUUCCUGAAUUAUUUUCGGGACACCUGGAACAUCUUUGACUUCAUCACUGUCAUUGGCAGCAUUACAGAGAUCAUCCUGACAGACACCAAGCUGGUGAACACCAGCAGCUUCAACAUGAGCUUUCUGAAGCUCUUCCGGGCUGCUCGGCUCAUCAAGUUGCUGCGCCAGGGUUACACCAUCCGCAUCCUGCUCUGGACGUUUGUGCAGUCCUUCAAGGCCCUCCCCUACGUCUGCCUCUUGAUUGCCAUGCUUUUCUUCAUCUAUGCAAUCAUUGGGAUGCAGGUUUUUGGCAAUAUCAAACUAGAUGAAGAAAGCCAUAUCAACCGGCACAACAACUUCCGCAGCUUCCUGGGCUCCCUGAUGCUCCUCUUCAGGAGUGCCACGGGAGAGGCAUGGCAGGAGAUCAUGCUGUCCUGCCUGGAAGGCAAAGGCUGUGAGCCAGACACGACGGCGACAUCUGGGCAGAACGAGAAUGAGCGCUGCGGCACCGACCUGGCUUAUGUUUACUUUGUCUCCUUCAUUUUCUUCUGCUCUUUCCUGAUGCUCAACCUGUUCGUGGCAGUCAUCAUGGACAAUUUUGAAUACCUGACUCGGGAUUCCUCUAUCCUGGGACCUCACCAUCUAGAUGAGUUUGUCCGGAUCUGGGCAGAGUAUGACAGAGCAGCGUGUGGCCGAAUCCAUUACACUGAGAUGUAUGAAAUGCUGACUCUUAUGUCACCACCGCUAGGCCUCGGCAAGAGAUGUCCUUCCAAAGUGGCCUAUAAGAGACUGGUGAUGAUGAACAUGCCCGUGGCUGAGGACAUGACAGUCCAUUUUACCUCCACCUUGAUGGCACUGAUACGCACAGCCUUGGACAUCAAAAUUGCCAAAGGUGGUGCAGAUUGGCAGCAGUUAGACUCCGAGCUUCAAAAGGAGAUCCUGACCAUUUGGCCUCACCUGUCCCAGAAGAUGCUUGACCUGUUGGUACCCAUGCCAAAAACCUCUGACCUGACUGUUGGCAAAAUAUAUGCAGCCAUGAUGAUCAUGGAUUACUACAAGCAGAGCAAAGCGAAGAAGCAGCGGCAGCAGCUGGAAGAGCAGAAAAAUGCUCCCAUGUUCCAGCGCAUGGAGCCAUCCUCCUUGCCGCAGGAAAUCAUCUCGAAUGCAAAGGCUCUGCCUUACCUUCAGCAAGACACUCUCUCUGGCCUGAGUGGCAGAAGCGGGUUCCCCUCACUGAGCCCGCUCUCACCACAGGAGAUCUUCCAGCUGGCAUGCAUGGAUCCAGCCCACGGGCAGUUCCAGGAGCACCAGUCUUUGGAGCCAGAGGUUAGGGAGUUUCAAAGAGUGCAGCCCUCUAACCGUGGCAGCUACCUUCCCGUGGACACUCAGGACCAUGCUGUCUCUGGGAGGGCCUCCUCCAUGCCUCGUCUCACUGUGGAUCCCCAGGUGGUGACAGACACCAGCUCGAUGCGGCGAUCAUUUUCCACUAUCCGGGACAAGCGCACCAACAGCUCCUGGUUGGAUGAGUUCUCCAUGGAGCGCAGCAGCGACAACACCUACAAGUCCCGCCGGCGCAGCUACCACUCCUCACUCCAGCUCUCCGCCCGGCGUCUCAACACUGACUCAGGCCACCGGUCCGACGGGCAUCGCUCAGGUGGCAGGGAGAGGGGACGAUCCAAAGAGCGCAAGCACUUGCUGUCCCCUGACAUCUCCCGCUGCAAUUCUGAGGAGAGGAGUCCCCAGGCACAAGAUGAGUCACCAGAGCGACGGCGUGAGUCCCGGUCACCCAGCGAGGGCAGGUCGCAGACACCCAGCAGGCAGGGAAUGGGGUCCUUGAGCGAAAGCUCCAUCCCCUCCAUCUCGGACACCAGCACCCCUCGGCGAGGCCGUCGCCAGCUCCCACCGGUGCCCCCCAAGCCGCGUCCCCUCCUCUCCUACGCCUCCAUGCUGCGGCACACCGGAGAUGCCUCACCACCUGCUGAGGAGAGCGAGGGAGGGUCUCCACUGCUCUCCUCCACCCUGGAGCCCAACACCGCCUGCCUGACCGAGUCUUCCAGUUCCCCAGUGGGGAAGCAGAGCCGACAGUCCACCCCACAGCGCUACAUCUCCGAGCCCUACCUGGCCCUGCAUGACGACUCACAUGCCUCAGACUGCGGUGAGGAGGAGACGCUCACCUUUGAGGCGGCCGUCGCCACCAGCCUCGGCCGCUCCAACACCAUCGGCUCAGCCCCGCCGCUGCGGCACAGCUGGCAGAUGCCCAACGGGCACUACCGGCGGCGGAGGCGAGGGGCAGGGCAAGGCAUGAUGUGUGGGGCCAGCAUCGAUGUGCUCAGCGACACCGAGGAAGACGACAAGUGCUAGAAGCUGCCCCCGCCCCAUCUCAGCUCUCCCCCUUCCCACCACUGCCCUGCCCCUCUCCAAUGCAUGCUCUUUGCCACGCCUGGGAAUGAAACAAAACCAAAACCAAAUGCAGGGGAAAAGGAGAAAACCAAACUGACCGGAAUGGAGGGGGGAAAAGAAGAGGAAAAAAAAAAAAGUCUUUGUGCAAAAAAAAAAUUAAAAUCUGUCGACUUUCCUUUAUUACUAUCACUUUUUUUUUCUGCACAGAGAAACAUUUGAUGGGCAGCAGAGUGACCCAGUCGGGUGCGCAUUCUCAGGGGAACAUGAGAUUCCCCCCAGCUGCAGCCCCACUCCCUGCCCCGAGCAGGACCCCCAGGAAGGCUUGUCUGGAUGGUUUUCUGCUCCCUGAGGCUGGAGAGUCCCAACAGGGGGGUACUAGGAGCCCCCUUUGCUCUGUUGCUUGGGCUCAUGCUGCUGUGGCUUUGAAUUUCCCUCCCCAGGGGUCUCUUCCAACCUGGAAAAGGGGCAGAGUGUGAUAGAGGGGUGCAAGGGCUGAGGAUUUGGGGUGCACCAGGCAGACUAGAGUGGCUCUGCCUGCCAGGGAUGUGGCAGGCAAAAGAGAACCCACCUGGUUUGUGCUGGGGCAGGUGGGAGCAGGGCGAGGGGGCUCAGUGCUGCCGAAUGUAUCCUGUCUCCCACCAACGUAUAUUUAUUUAUAUAUGGAGAACUCUAGGUGUGCCUGUGUGUGUACAUAGUGUAUGUGUGUGUAUAUAUAUUUAUAUGCUGUAUAUAUAAAGAUAUACACAUACAUGGAUUUGUUCUAGUCAUCUGAAAAUGUUGGGGAGCCCCUUGGGGUUUUCACUUCCCACACUCUGUUGGUGGCAGGACCAAGCCUACCCAGGGGCGCCGCUGUGUACCCGUCUCUGUAGCAGAGCAUUGGGAACAUUGCCUUCCUCUCCUCACCACAUCCCAGAUGUUCCCAGUGAUGGGAGUUACAUUUUGUCUGUCAGAGGUGGCCAUGGUGAGGGGUCUUUUGGCAGCUCUACUGCUGGCUGUACCGAGCAAUGUCUGCAGGAGUGAGCUGCCCAAGGGGCAAGGACAGGGCUGUCCCUGGGGUUAUGGCUCGCUUGGCACCAGAGUAGCCAAGGGGGUGGUGGCAAACCUCUUUGCUGUGUUUUCCCAGGAAAAGAAGAUGCUCACGUCUGCUGGUGAGGGAAGAUGUGUGUGCUUGUCUGUAUCCUAAGCUCUGUACUCCUGGCAGAGUAACCUGGCUUUAGCAUGUCCUCUGACCCAGUUUCUCCUGCAGCUAUGGCCCCUGUCUGCUCCCAGUGCCUGGCAACCCCUUCAGAGGGGGCUGCCUUGGGGUUGGCUGGGUUUGCAAACCCUAUGGCCCUGGCACAGUGGGCAGGUGGGUGUCUGAGAGUCAGUGGGGCUUUGGGAGAGGAGUGUGGUUUAGGGGGGUGAGCAGGGUGGCUCUCUUCUACUGAAAAUACUGAAAAUGCAGUAUAGGGCCACCUUCCAGCAUUCGUCAUUAGUUAACCUGGUAAUUAUGUGCUGUCAGCUCUAAUGAUCCAUGUGCACCCUUGGCUGUGGGUGUGAUGCUUUGGCUGCCAGCCUGGAGAGAUGGUGGUCACCUUGUGGUAAUGGAUGGCUCACCCUGGUAAUCACUGGCAUGUUUCUGCUGUUGAGUUGUGUCCAUCAUCAGCCCAAGUGUGGUCCUGUGGAGCUGGAGGGUGCUGUGCCUUUGGAGCCUCAGGGAAGGGCUUGCUCUGUGGGCUGAGGGUCUUGUUGGUGUAGUUGGACAUGUGCAUGGAGACGGGAUGUUGGGCAGGGGGAGGUGGUGCAGCUCUCAUCCUACCCUUCCUCCUGCCCAUGGCUUUGCGCUGCUGCAGGUUGUUGUGGUCGGGGUCUUUGGGGCUGCUCCAGCCCCAAACAAAGCUUUAGACAGACUUCACUUUGGUCCUGGAUAACUAACCCAUGUGUUCUCCUGACUGAAAGAUGCUCUGAGCACAAACUGCUCUGCUCCUGUAUGUGCAGAUCAGUCCCUGCCCUGAUCACUUUGUGAGCUCCCCCAGAGGAGCUCUGCUUGCCAGAAGCAAAUCCCACCAGCUCCAAAGACCGGCAGCUCCUGGGGUCGGUCAUGGACCAAACCCCCUCUUUCUAGUGGUCAAGCUGCCCUCUGCACACCCAAGGAGCAGAUCUCGCUUAUGGGGCAAAAUCUCCUACUCCCUUGAUUGGUCCCCGCUGGUUAGUGGCACUUCUGCUGUCCCUGCUCUCCAUGUGCUUCCUAAACAGACAUUUCCAGCUGCCAAAGGAUCAAAAAAUUCCCCAGGAAGUUUUUCCAUUGCUCUGUCUCAGCUUCAGCAUCCCCCAUCUCAGUGCAAGGGGGUAAGCUGUGCCCAUGCAGCUGCUGGGAAGGUACCCGGUGCUGGCUGAUGUCAUGGGCAUCUCCUGUCCCCUUCUGAGCAUCGCCACUCCACCUCCAGCCAUCCAUGAGCAGUUUGUGGCUUCAAACUGAAGCUGCUGGAGCAUUGCUCCCUGUGCUGGAGUUUGGGGGAGUCAGUCUUGACGGGCAGCAUGGGACCACAUAGGUCUUGGGGCCAGGGGUGCAGUAGUGCUGGGGGCCAGGGCAGGUGAUGCUGUACGUGCUCUAAAUAUAGGUGCUGCUUCUAAAUUCAGAACGGUGUCUGACAAUAGCCGGGCUCUGAGUAACAGCCUGCAGGGAGUAGAGGACGUGGCUUUUUGUGUCUGUGCCUGUUGGGUGGGAGGGAGGGAUGCUCUUGAAGGGUGGGCAUGUUUCAGGCAGUUUUCAAGCUUUGGGUGUUUUUCUUUCUUUGGCCCCAGUGUGUGGCAAUGCUCUGCAGUGUAGUGCUGGUAUGGGAUGGAGCAGAGCCCUGUGGCAUGCACCCACAUGUGGCAGUGGGCUGUGGUGUCCAAACCUGAGCUUUUUGGCAUGUAAGCCCUGUGUUUUACUAACGCACAGAAACUGUAUGAAGCAAAACAGCCUCUUUUUGUCGCUUGGGCACCCAAAAUGGGCUGAUCCUGUCUGUCUUGCAAUAGCUGGCAGUCCUACUCCAGCAGCAGGACUGGAGGCAAGGACCCAGGGGACAAGGUGGCACCUCCAAAGCAUGUCUCUGAAACCAAAAACAACCCCCAGGAGAACUAUGGAAAAGACUACACUAAGGGGGAAGGAAAACAGACCUGAGGCCCCAUUGCAGCAAGACGCUGGACUCACUUUGCUGCUGUACGAUCUCUUGUCUGUGGCUUUUUGCACAUCUCUCUCACCUCCUGGACAUCAGGGAUCUGCCACUUCAGUCACUGACGGUGGCUAUUGGCUGUUUGACCACGGGAGGGAGGAUGAGAGAGGGAGGGGGACAUGUUUCAGCAUCUGCUUGCACAGGACAAGCUGCUGCCCAGGCAGGAAUUCACCAGUUGCAUGCAACUAGUUACCAGUUUGGUGCUGGGAUCAAAGCCCUGCAAAGCUCCUGGGAGGGCAGCAGAAGGUGUGCAGAGAGGUAAGGCAGCAUUGGAGCAUGGAACCUUGCUGUCCCCUCCAGGCUGGCUGUCCCAGCACCAUCCUCCUGUCCUGUGAGGCCUCAAAGGACAGAGCCUCCCACAUGUGGGACUGGUGGCUCCUGUGGCCAAGGGAGGGUGGGUGGGAAGGAAAUUCUCUGCCUUCAUACCCAAGGCACCGGGGUAGGUGUUGUAACAUAACAUGCUGGUUCGGACCCAAACAGGGAACCGAACUGACUGAUGGCGGUGUACAACUUCGAUGUUUUUUGUCAAAAUGAAAGAAAAAUAAAACCUUGUUGUAAAGAA